AUGAGAUUCACAACUGGAUGCUCAUCUGGCACUGAUGUACACUUGAGCACCAGUUCCAGGCGUUCCCGUGAGAGUGAAAUUGCUCCAUCUGUGGAUAUCCCCGAUAGAUCAGGCUCUUCCGACGAAUUUAUCACCGUUCCCAUCAUCGGCUGCGAUCUAUACUUCUCCCAAAGAUAUGGAUCAGCCAAGGCUCUCAGAAUCGCUGACAAAUGUGUUCUCGGUGAAGUUGACCUCUAUCCAACACAUCGUUCCUUUUUCCCACAGGCGAUUUGUCAGCCAACUCUGGAGACUGCAAUCUAUGCUCUAUUAGUGGCACUGUACACAGAACAAGGAGAUGCAGAUAUGAGACGACUAGUAAAACUUAAAGACAAAGUGGAGGCAUGCGACAUCUGCAGACAUCACAGGAUGCCAAAACCUUGGUCACCUGAUCUCUUUGUACUCUUCUUGUACACUGAUUUUCGCGAGUCAUGUUUCAUGUUGCCGCGGGAGCUACAACUGGAAGACCCAACUGCUGUUCUAUUGGCACAGCCCACAGCUAAGAAGCCAACUUACUAUGACUAA
This is a messenger RNA of Aspergillus niger, 561 nucleotides long. RefSeq lists its product as hypothetical. The transcript is spliced from 5 exons. The record is from RefSeq and is a predicted model, not a curated record. Bases 1 to 561 code for a protein of 186 amino acids. NCBI's taxonomy places the organism in Eukaryota, Fungi, Ascomycota, Eurotiomycetes, Eurotiales, Aspergillaceae.